AUGAUUGAUAUCGGAUGGCCGUUCCCUACAUAUAUUGAUUAUUUCGGUCAAAAGACAGCUGAAAGACUAUUUCAAAUCGUUAUUAUUUUAUUUAGCAUUAUCGGUUUUAUUGCUGGUUAUUUAAUGCAACAAUUUAGUAUGACAAUUUACACUCUUCUUUUUGGAGUUUUUGUUUCAGCUUUACUAACAUUACCACCAUGGCCAAUGUAUCGAAAUAAUCCAAUUGAAUGGCAAAAAUCAUCGAAUUUAAGUAAAGAAAUUGAGAAUAAUUUGACGACAAAAUCGUCGAACAAGAUAUUCUGUUAG
This is a messenger RNA of Adineta steineri, 306 nucleotides long. The record is from the annotation of a GenBank genome assembly. Lineage: Eukaryota; Metazoa; Rotifera; Eurotatoria; Adinetida; Adinetidae.